Molecule: messenger RNA, 561 nt
Organism: Funneliformis geosporum
Lineage: Eukaryota; Fungi; Glomeromycota; Glomeromycetes; Glomerales; Glomeraceae
Source: the annotation of a GenBank genome assembly
AUGAAGUUCUCUUUUGCUUUAUUUGUGAUUGUAGCCUUAUCUUUAUGCGUUACUGUUUCUAUCGCUGUACCAAUCGAAACCGAUACUAUUCAUAAAAGAGGAUCAGAAGAUGACAAGCAUCAUUGCGACGAAAAGGAUGAUGAUUGCAUUCCUAAAAUUCCUAAAUCACCUGAAUCCGGCAAGUUUCCAAAAGAUCCAAAUUCGAUUGAUUCUCCUAAAGAACCAAAGUUCCCAAAAGAUGAUGAGGAUGGCAAAUUACCUAAAUUUCCAAAAGGUGAAGAUGAUGGCAAAUUCCCUAAAUUUCCCAAAAGUGAGGAUGACGGUAAAUUUCCCAAGUCUGGAAAAUUAGUUAAUGAUGGAAAAUUCCCAGAUGAUGACAAAAGCCCCAAGUUUCCAAAAGAUGGUAAAUCUCCUGAUGGUAAAUCUCCCAAAUUUCCAAAAAGUGGUAAAGACGAUAAAGAUGGUAAAUCCCCAAAAGAUGGCAAAUUCCCAGAGGAUGGUAAAUUUCCCAAAUUUCCAAAAGGUGGUCAAGUAGGAAAAGAUGGUAAAUCUCCUAAUUAA